AUGUCUUCAUUAACUGCUGUUGCAAAAUAUGCCAAGAAUUAUUAUCCCAUCUUAUCUAAUCUGUCAUUGAGAGCCUGUUCUAAUGCUGCAGUGAAGGAUAAACCAAAAACAAAUGAAAUAAUCAAAAUAAGUGAUGCAUGUGUUGAACGGAUAAAUCAAAUAUCUGAAGGAGAGUUUUUAAGAAUCAUAGUUGAAGGCGGAGGUUGUUCAGGAUUCCAGUAUAAAUUCGCAUUGGAUAAUAAACUGAACGAAGAUGACCAAAUCUUUGAGAAACAAGGAGCCAAGGUUGUUGUUGAUCUAACUUCAUUGGAAUACAUUGGCGGUUCCACUGUAGAUUAUCAAAAAGAACUAAUUAGAUCAUCUUUCCUAAUUGUUGAUAAUCCUAAAGCAGACACUGGUUGCUCCUGUGGCGCUUCAUUUUCUGUGAAAUUAGAUUAG
Nezara viridula (southern green stink bug) is the source of this 438-nucleotide messenger RNA. NCBI's taxonomy places the organism in Eukaryota, Metazoa, Arthropoda, Insecta, Hemiptera, Pentatomidae. The record is from the annotation of a GenBank genome assembly.